UUGAGCUGCAGCUCUGAACACAAGUCAGCCUCGGGAACAUCUCAUCGGACACCUCACAGGGAGAAAGAUCCAUUCUUGAGAGAGGUUCAGGAUAGUCUAUCAUUUUAUUGUUCUGUCAGAGUAAAAGGGGGGCUGUGGAAAAAAAAAAAGGGGUGGUGCGUCUGAGAGAGAGAUCCUAUUACAGAGAUCCAGACUUUUUCAUGGCAAGUUUUUUGGAGGUGGGGGGAGGGCGAAUUUACAACUUUCUCGGCCUGGUUCCCUUUCUUACCCAGCGUAAAUACCUCAAAACAACAUUUAAAGAAUCCGAUUGAAAGUGUUCGUCGCGUUUUUCAUGACUUCUUGGAGCUUUUGGAAUCUGGAUAAUGAAGGAAUUCUGGGAGAUCUCGCAAGGAUCGGACGAGAAGUGCAGAGUAAAAAAGUUUGGGAGGACUGCGAGACAACUUUAAGGCUGUUUCCACUCAGCAUGCAGAGUUUGGAAACCUUCUUAAAAUCUAAUGAAGAAAACGUAAUCGAUCAUUGACCGUGGACGCGGCAUAAGUGAAGCGAUAGGAUACAAAGUAAUCUCAUCUGUGCACAGUUAUACUCUCUCUCCCAAGAUGUCUUCCCAGGCUCGCAGGAGCCCCAUUGUUGGAUUUUACGGGAUGCUUUCCCUCUGGGCUGCCUGGAUCUCUGGCUCCGGGGCAGUUUUGUCUCCGAAUGGGACCAUCUUCGAGGAUCAGUGCAAGAAAACAACAACCUGUGAAGCUCUGAAAUACAACACAUGUCUGGGAUCGCCUUUACCAUACACACAUACAUCUCUGAUCCUGGCGGAGGACUCCAGCACCCAAGAAGAUGCCUUUGAGAAGUUGACCAUGUGGUCUGGUUUGCGUAACGCUCCUCGGUGUUGGUCGGUCAUCCAGCCUUUGCUCUGUGCCGUCUAUAUGCCCAAAUGUGAGAACGGCCGAGUGGAGCUCCCCAGUCAGAAUCUGUGUUUGGCUACACGUCGGCCCUGCAGCAUCGUGGACCGGGAGAGAGGCUGGCCCAACUUCCUCAAAUGUGACCAUUUCCCUCUGGGCUGCUCGAAUGAGGUACAGAAGCUGAAGUUCAACACGUCAGGACAGUGUGAGGCUCCUCUGGUGAAAACAGACAUUCAGUCGAGCUGGUACAAAGACGUGGAGGGCUGCGGCAUCCAAUGUGACAACCCUCUGUUCACAGAGGAGGAACACAAUGACAUGCACGCCUACAUCGCUUACUUUGCCACCAUCACUCUCCUCUGCACCUUCUUCACACUGGCUACAUUUCUUGCCGACUGGAAGAACUCCAACCGUUACCCGGCUGUCAUCCUCUUCUACAUCAACGCCUGCUUCUUUGUGGGCAGUAUCGGCUGGCUGGCUCAGUUCCUGGACGGAGCACGGGAGGAGAUCGUGUGCAAGAGCGACAACACCAUGAGACUCGGGGAGCCCUCGUCUUCUGAGACGCUCUCGUGUGUCACCAUCUUCAUCAUCGUGUACUACUCCCUGAUGUCGGGUGUGAUCUGGUUCGUCAUGCUGACCUACGCCUGGCACACGUCGUUCAAAGCACUUGGCACCACUCACCAGCCGCUGUCCGGCAGAACCUCCUACUUCCACAUGGUCACCUGGUCCAUUCCCUUCGUCCUCACUGUAGCCAUCCUCGCUAUUGCUGAGGUGGAUGGAGACUCAGUGAGUGGGAUCUGUUUUGUGGGCUACAAAAACUACAGAUACCGUGCUGGCUUUGUGCUGGCUCCUAUUGGAGUGGUGCUGGUUGUUGGUGGCUACUUCCUCAUUCGAGGUGUGAUGACUUUGUUUUCCAUUAAGAGUAACCACCCAGGACUACUAAGUGAGAAAGCAGCCAGCAAAAUCAAUGAGACCAUGCUGAGACUCGGUAUAUUUGGCUUUCUCGCUUUUGGCUUUGUUCUUAUCACCUUCGGCUGCCAUUUCUACGAUUUCUUUAACCAGGCUGAAUGGGAGAGGAGCUUCAGAGAAUAUGUGCUGUGUGAAGCCAACGUGACAAUCGCCUCCAAGACCAACAAGCCGAUCCCAGAGUGCACCAUAAAGAACCGUCCCAGCCUGAUGGUGGAGAAAAUCAACCUGUUCUCCAUGUUUGGGACUGGAAUCGCUAUGAGCACCUGGGUCUGGACCAAGGCCACCAUCCUCAUCUGGAAGCGGACCUGGUGCAGGAUAAUCGGACGCAGCGACAAUGAACCAAAGAGGAUCAAAAAGAGCAAGAUGAUCGCAAAAGCCUUCGCGAUGAGGAAGGAGCUUCACAAGGACCCAGAGAAGGAGCUGUCAUUCAGCAUGCACACGGUGUCCCAUGAUGGUCCAGUGGCUGGAAUUAAUUUUGAGCUGAAUGAGCCAUCGAAUGACAUGUCCUCAGCCUGGGCGCAGCAUGUGACCAAGAUGGUUGCCAGGCGAGGUGCCAUCCUGCCGCAGGACAUUUCUGUGACUCCUACCGGUACACCAGUGCCCCCUCCAGAGGAGAGGAACCGGCUGUGGAUGGUUGAAGCUGAGAUUUCCCCAGAGAUGAUAAAGAGGAAAAAGAAGAAGAAGAAGAGGAGGAAGGAGGUGCGUCCGGAGGAGGAGAUGGUGGACCACCACGCUUACCGCCAGCGUGAGUUUGGACGAAGCUCGGUGCCUCGCCUCCCCAAACUGCCAACCCACCCGAGUCUGGUGGCAAACCUGCGGCAUCAGCAAAAGAUGGAGCAGGAAGUCCUGCCAGGGUCCUUCCCAGAUUUCCAGCCCUCCCACCCCUUGUCUUGUGAGGAGAGGGGUCCCUACCCACAAUACCAGAGCAGCUCAAACAGCCAUGGCCGCAGCCACCGGCUCUCUAACCCUUUAACCUACGACGAUCGCCCGGAGGAUCUGGGUCUUGGCCCCCGCUGCCCCCCCUCAGCCUCCACCUGGCAGCCCAGUGGUUCCUCCCGCUACCCCAGAGAGAUGGAUCGCACAGAUGGGCUUUCAGAGAGGAUGGCCCAUGUGGCUCGGGUACCGGCAAGUCGGAGGACCGGUUAUGGGCCCGUUCACUCCCGGACCAAUCUGAUGGAGGCGGAGCUCAUGGAUGCGGACUCUGACUUCUAAGAGCAAAUCACCAACAUUUGACUUUGUGGUACACAGACAGUAAGCUACAAGAAGUGCUGGAAACUUUCAAACUCUUACUGACGUGCACCGAAUCCUCUCCGCUAAGAGGGAAAGAUGGAACUAAGCUGGUCCAUUUUCUGAUUUUGUUUUUUUAAAAGAAAAGGGACAAAGCUGAAAUAUGAUGUGAAUAAGUUAUGGGGAAAAUAUUUUUAUACUAUAUUUGGUCCCAAAAUAAAAUUCAAAAGGCAACUCCAUGAUGACAAGACAAACGAGGCAGCUAAACUUUACAUGGCUUGAAACAAAAAUAUUUCGACGUUGAAUCCCCCCCCCCCAUGCAUUCAUUAGUUAAGGUGUCAAGAAUACAAUUAUGAAUUGAAACAGCCAUCUUGUUUUUGAAUAACAGGACAUUUGAAGAUGUUGGUCAUCCAUAAAACUUAAAGUUGGUUGUAAUCUUUAAUAUUUGACUGACAGCUCUUGUAUGAUGUAUACUGUCCAAAAACAGUCAAAUGAGACCUACACAGAAGACCAUACAGAUAAAAGAAAGGCCCAUACUCUCCUUCUGUAUCAGAUUUUAAGUUAAGUAGAGCUCAUUUAUGUCUCUCCACUUAAGUCAUAACUUGUGUUACAAUAAACUUGAGGUACUCUCCAUUUUCCUAUUAGAAUAACUUAAUACAAUAGUACUCAGCAUUACCUGGUGCCCUCUCUGGUUUAUCUAGUCUACUGAAAGUGUGCUCUGUUGAAUCUUUAAGUACACCUUUAAAUGACUGCAGCAGGGCGAAAAGUUCCAUUACUGUAGGCCUGAAACAACAACACGUCUUCUAUGUCUUUUAAGUGACUUUUUUGUAUUUUGGUAUAUCACAGUUGCUGGCAUGAAACAAAGUAUUUUUUGCACUCUGUUGCCUGGUGCAAUAAGCCGACAAUGUGCUUAUUCUUUUCCUUGAGAAGAAGACUCAAAUGGCCAUCUUUUUCUCAAUGAGUUCUCUUUGUGAAUGUCCACACAGAGUUUCUUUUUGUACAGCUUUGUCUAAAGUGUUAUUUUUUUAUAGCAGUAUUUCUACUUGUAUGUAUCUGAUGUACAUAUUCACUCCUGACUGGGCUUCAUAUGUGCUUACCAGUUGAAAAUCUUUUUGUAUGAUGUGUUUUAGACUGCAGUGGACUUAGAAGUUACAGGUUACUUUACUUUGUUUCUAAAUGUUUCCAUGUUCUGCUCUCUAUUUCUAUGUGUGUGUACUGUAUAUAGGAUGUUCAUAGAAUCCUCAGUAAGGGUAUUAUUUGUACAUAUUUAUAUAUCAAUCACUUGAUCACUCUGCUGAUAAAAUGAAAUAAAAAGGGAAGAGUCUACAGUUAUGAAAAGUUGUCACUGUGCUUGUGCUGUAACCAAACUUUCACCCAUAAAUGUUAUUGUAAAGUCAGUAUGGAUAAAUGACGCUACAGUGCAGACAUAUUCUUUUCCAUUGAAAGUCAGUUUGUGUCCAGUUAUGUUGAUGUUUAUUUAUGUUUUAGAUAGCACACUACUACAAAUUCAACAACACAGUUGGUUUGGUAAAAAGAAUACAGAAUAGCUGAACAUUUAAUGAAGAUUAUGUUUGAAUUAUUUUUCAAAUAUCCUGCUUUGAAAAGUGAUGCAUUCAGUUUUGUAAGCUUUUUAUUGAUAUACACCAUUUGGCCUUGUUUGUCUUUAUCCCGACUGUGUUUAAAAAAAAAAAAAAAAGGUUUACUGUCACUUUGACUUUGCAGCUGUACUUUCUUUUAUGUCAAUAAAAGUAAUAACCCCUAACA
Molecule: messenger RNA, 4853 nt
Organism: Labrus bergylta (ballan wrasse)
Lineage: Eukaryota; Metazoa; Chordata; Actinopteri; Labriformes; Labridae
Gene: smo
Product: smoothened, frizzled class receptor
Biological process (GO): pattern specification process; central nervous system development; smoothened signaling pathway
Cellular component (GO): dendrite; cilium; plasma membrane
Molecular function (GO): patched binding; transmembrane signaling receptor activity
Source: RefSeq, a predicted model, not a curated record